Messenger RNA from Aphanomyces astaci, 2313 nucleotides. RefSeq lists its product as hypothetical. The transcript is spliced from 4 exons. Gene Ontology annotation, molecular function: nucleic acid binding. The record is from RefSeq and is a predicted model, not a curated record. The coding region runs from base 1 to 2313 and encodes 770 amino acids. Lineage: Eukaryota; Oomycota; Saprolegniomycetes; Saprolegniales; Verrucalvaceae.
AUGGGUCGCAACCCGAAGCUAACUGAUCGCACAAAGGCGGCGAUUCUGCGAGAAGCAUCUAAAGCCAAAGCACGACUGCUAAAGAACACGGAACACUUGGAGCACGUCUUCCGUGCUGCAACGCCAAUGCUGACGGCCGCCCAGAAAGCACCGCGUCUGAAGUGGGCAGAGACCUACGUCACUUUGGAUGAAGCCUGGAAACGAAUUGUCUUCUCGGACGAGAAGAAAUUCAACCUCGUUGGCUCGGACGAAUACCAUAAGUACUGGUAUGACAAGCGGCAGCCCAAGCAGCAGCGAAUGAACCGCCAACAAGGCAGCGGCAGCUUCAUGAUCUGGGCAGCCUUUUUAUGGUCAGGCAAGAGUCGCGUUGCUCUGUUGCAAGGACGUCAGCGAGGUCGCUUCAUUCCGCAACCUGUCCCGGAGGCCACGAACAUGGAUCACAGUUCGGCGGGGAUGACACCGCCACCGACGGCCCGGCCGAGGGGACACGCAGCCACUUCCGGAGUGCAGGAUGACGAUGCCACUAUGGUACCCUCCGCCAGAGACCUCGCGACGCUUACUGAGCAGGCGGCAACUCCGGGGUCGGGUGCCCACGCCUCGUCAUAUUCCUUCUUGCGCAUGCACACCGUGCUCUCCCAUGGUAUCGUAGACUUGCGCAACAGUAUUCAGCGAAACGAACGAUCGUUACGCGUCCUCCAGGAAGUCCGGGCAGCGAUGGCGUCGACCUUGGGGAGCGGUCCCCACGACAUGUCGCAAGCUUGUCACGGCCUGGUUGACGAAGUGGAAUUCUUAAAAGCGACGUUGUCCGAGGUGAACGCCGAAAGGCUCAAGAGUCGCUCCGAACCUUGGAGCAAGGACAAUACGACCCCCGGGAGCAGCGUAACCAAGCCCAGGCCGAACGACCAGCAAGAAGAACUCUGGGACCUGGCGAGCCGGUUGACGGCCCAAACGGAAAAGGUCACCGAGCUGGGGAGACGAGUAAAAGAGGCGGACCAGGCCUUGGAAGUCAUGACCGCCGAGGUGAACGACGCUCGGGACUACACGGCGCAUUCAGCCAGGUUGGUCGCCGGGAAGGAAGGGGUUGUCAAGCUGGCGCUUCAAAACAAGUCGUUGGUGGUUGCCGAGAUGUCGGACCUUCGUCGCAGCCUCGAGGCCGGGAGGGAAAACUCCGAAAAGGCGCGUCAGGAUCGGGACCGGGCACUUCCCACGGCGGGGGAACUUCAGGAACAACUCAGAGUCGCCCAAGACCGCAUCGCGAAACUCGAAGCGCAACCUCUUCGUUUUUCCGCUAGCAACCCGGCUUGGGACAUCCUGCUGGCCGAGAACCAAGACCUCCGGGAGGCGGCCAAGACUCAGAAGGCGAGGGCCAAGGACUCCCGCGUUAGAAACAAGAUCCUCCGGAGCCAAACCGAGACCUUCCAGGCCGACGCAUUGCAAAAGUUGGGGGCCCUGGAGUCCCGAGUACAGGGGUACGAGAGCCAGGACCAGCUUCACCGCGAAGAUUUGGUCCAGUUGGAGAAGUUACUUCGUGAGAAACAGGCCAGCCACGAUCUCGAGGAGAAGCUCCAGGCUUUCCAAGAGAGUGAGCGGACAUCGGCCAGAGCCCUAUUGCAUGCCAACGAGCACUUUCAAGACGCCGUCCCGUCGUUUUGGGAUUGGGUCGCACAACAUUUGCAGGUGUCCGGGGCCGCCGGCGUGGCGCCGCUGAUAGAGGCGUGGACCUUGAGCGAUCCGGAUCGCUUCAAGUCCUGCAUCGAGAGCGUAGGCAUAUUUCCCGCCAAGGUCGCGCGCGGUUUGACGGAGCCCCUGCUUGGGCGAGUCCGGGGCCCGACGUUCAGUGCUUGGGUGAACAUGGCCCUCCCGGUCAUGAGGGAUGCGCUGAAGGAGUCUUCCACGCCGUCGUCGGGAGUCCUGGAGGCAGACGUUGUCGAGGCCCCUCGGGGCUCGGGGGCUAAGGGUUCGACCCUCCCAGGACAGGCGGGAGCCAAGGCGCCCGUACCUCCAUCCCCCUCGCGUUCCACGAAACGCUCGGCCUCAGGAGGACGUCCCGGGAAACGAAAAGUCUCUCGCGUUCACACUGCUGUUCCCUUACCAUUCGCGGACCCGAAUCUACACCGAGACGUCGAUGCGACCUAUAUGGCCGUGGCGUCAUCGACUCCGGGUGUGCGUUGGCCGUCAAGCUUGACGAAUUCGUCGAUUGUCGAUGCACUGCAAGUUACACGAUAUGUGAGGGGUAUCGGCACGCUCGAACACUCCCUUUCGUGCCAGAAGCGUAUUUUUCGAGUCCGGGUGUGCGUUGGCCGUCAAGCUUGA